AGUAUUCCGUUCACCAUCGUAAGGGAAGGACGCGCGCUCCAGCCUCCUGCCUCGCUUCCCACACCACCACCACCACCACCACCACCGUCACCACUAAACACCUCGAACACACCACCACCAUCAGGAGAACGACAUGCUUUAAAGCCACUAUGGAGAUGCUACAGCCCCUAAUCCUCCUAGCGGCCCUUAUGCUUCUCGUCCUCAUCAUAGCCGUCACCCAGGUCCUUCUCGAUAGCAACUUGUUCCUCAGUGGCGUGCAGUAAGUCAAAGAGGCAGUGGUGAGGCUGUCUAUGGAAGCAGGGAGCGUGGUUGAGGAAAGGACAGCAAGAUGCGAUGGAUGGACGGUGUGAAGAGGUAUAGAUAGACUGGAGGGGCGGUGAUAGGACUGGGUGAUGAUACUGUCAAAGGCAUGAGUGAUAAAAAGUGAUGCCGAAGGAUAGGUUGACUGUGAUGAAAAUGAUGGAUACGUGAAAGAAUGACAGAUGGAGUAGAUGAAUAGUGAUGGAAGUGAUAAAUAGAGUAACAAAAGAGAAGGAAGGCUGCAAAAAAGAAUAAAGACAGUGAUAGAAGUAAGAGUGAUGAGAGAGAGAGAGAGAGAAAGAGAGAGAGUGAAGGGUAAUAAAGCGAGUGAAGGCAGUGACAGAUGAGAGAUGAGAAAGAGUGACAAGUUAAAUGAAAGACAAAUAGUGUGUGAAAAGUGUGUUAGACAAAAGGAACGGUGUUAAUGGAGACAGGAAGAGCAACGAAUACCUAAAAAAAAAAAAAAAAGAUAAUUGUAUGUAUAUGAAUGAUAAAUAUAUAGUGCUUGAAAAUUAAAUAAACGAAAGAGGAAGAUAAUACGAAAAAAGAAAGUACAGGAAGUUGAAGGAAAUUGAAAGAAAAGAAACACAAAACAACGCAUAUGUAGACAAAGAAGAGAGAGAGAGAGAGAAAGAGAUAAAGAGUGUGAGAAAGAGAAAAUAAGAGAGGCAGUAAACAUAACCGUCACAACUCGAGAUAAAAAUACAAACUGAAAAAAAGAAAAGAAAAAGAAAUAAAUACAAAAGACAACUAAACCAUAAAAUAAAAACAAGAAGAGACAAAAGAGAGAAAAAGAAGACGAGAAACAAAAAAAGGAAAGAAUGAGAAAGAGACGAGAAAAGAGUAAGUAAUCACCGCCAUCACACGCCAAAAAACACAAACACAGCCGAGAGAAAAUGAGACAGGGAAGGGAGGCUGCCCAGCUGACCCCUUCGUGACGCCGCCCGCCCAUCCACCCACCCCAGAUACUAGCCAUGUGGUGUGGCGGGGCCGUGGCGGUGGUGGUCCUCGCUGUGGUGGUGGCAGUGGGGAUAGUUGGCAUGGUGGAGGCAAGAACACCACACAAGAACACCCGGAGCUCUUCCACCACUCCACUCGAAGGCCCUCCACUCUUAGGACCUCCCGUGGUAUCCUUCACGCCCCAUAGGAACCACAGACACGCUCCUUCACGUCGCUUGCACGCUGCCUUCACCUCCUCCUCCUCCUCCUCCUCCUCCUCCACGUCUUCCUCCGUCUCCACAGGUCAGGAAACGCCCUCACACGAUUCCACUGCUCCACAAAAGAAUCCUUCAUCCUCCUACGAGUCCUAUAAAACAUCCUCCGUGUCACAUGCGCAAGAGAGUGACGUCACCGAGUUUUCACCUGCAGGAGGGCUGAUGGGGGCGUCUGAGGAGGUUCUAGGGGCGGGGGCAGGGGCGCGGUGCAGUCAGAAGCAGCAGGAGACGUCUAAGGAAAGUCACAGUCGCUUCGUUCAUAAUUAUUUGAGUCGCCCCUUCGAUGUCUCCAGCAAGAACAUCACGAUUGGUCUCCUCUCCUCCUUCAAAUUCAAUAAGCUAGCACUUGGCGCCUUUCCCGUGGCUGUGGAGGACGUAAACAGCGACCCUAACCUGCUAGCGGGGCGUCGACUCGUGUACCAGGUGGCGGACGUCGGGCACAGCGGGUCAGAAGCUCUCGCCUCGCUGUCCAUUCGCCGCAUGACCAUGAUGAGAGAUGCGGGUCUUCUUGCCUUCAUUGGACCAGACGACAACUGUGAGAACGAGGCACUGGUGGCGGCCGCUUGGAACCUCCCCAUGAUUACCUAUAAAUGCGGCGAUCACAACGUGGGAAACAAGACAAAGUACUACACGAUGGCCCGCACAACACCACCCGCCACUAAGAUCGUGAAGGCGCUGGUCUCUCUAAUGCUGGAGUACCACUGGCGCCACUUCGUCCUGCUCACCGAGGCCGCAUCUACCUUUGAGCAAAUUAGUGACGCUGUACAGAGCUUCGCGGCCCACCACAAGAUGAACGUGGCGGAUCAGUUCACAGUGCCCUACGACUACACCACAAGACGCUAUCCAGACAUGCAGAAACUGGUGCAGCUUAGCCUUCAGAAAACAAGAGUGUACGUGGUGGUGGCGUCUUACGAGGUGCAGUGGGACCUAGUGCUGGCCCUGAGGGAGGCAGCGGGACCACUCUUGUCAGACUACGUGGUCCUCACAAUAGACGACGAAAAAUACCUCGAGAAUGACUCUUCGCAAAGCAUGAGAAUCCCCGGAAAGCAGGCGAUGGACAUGUCUGGGGCACUGACGGAGAGGAUCUAUCACGGGUUUCGGGCUGUGCUGAAGAUUACACCCACACACCCAACCAACUCCAAAUACAGGAAAUUCGAGCGAAAAGUUCUCUACAGACUGAAACAACAUCCAUUCUGUCUUCCCUACAACCCAAAAGUUUUCAAGUAUAUCCAGGUACCCAUCUCCGCAGCCCACCUGUAUGAUGCAGUGAUGAUGUACGCAAAUGUUCUUAAUGAGACUUUGGCGGACAGCUCGGCAGACCCCGCCAAUGGGACUCACAUUCUCUCCCUCAUCAGGAAUAGGUCUUUCCAGUCCAUCCAGGGUCCCAAGUCUGUCUUCUCUAAAGUGGCUCCUAGGUUUCGGUUUGAAUCGUGUCCCAGGAAACGCGUGGUUGCCAGAUCUCCCACACCAACACUCAAACUCUCGUCUCUGUCCCCUUUCCCGUCAAAACAGACACUCAAACUCCAGUCUCCCAUCCCGUGGCUUGGUGGUCGGCCCCCUAGAGACGAACCUCCGUGUGGAUUUCAGCAGGAGAAGUGUCACUACGAUUGGCACCCUGUGGUGAUCGGCAUGGUGGUGUCCCUGGUGAUCAUGGUGGCAGCCCUGUUCUUGGUGAGGCACUACCGCUACGAACACAAGCUGGCGUGUCUAGUAUGGAAGAUUGACAUGCGCGAAGUGAAGAUAAUCAGUACCCAAGUUUGCGCAGCGCCGGACAGCAAUACUAACAACAACACGAUACAGGUGACGAGGCAGAGCGUGAGGCGGGGUAGCAGCGGUGCGGGCGGGACGGUGGAGGUGUCAUGCGAGGUGCCACGGAUCGCCUACUGUGCCAUGGGUGUGUACAGAGGCAACGUGGUGGCUCUCAAAUACGUGAAGAGGCGCUCCGUGGAUCUCACCAGAGCGAUACGAAAGGAACUCAAGCAGAUGCGAGAAACAAGGCACGAGAACCUGGCAGUGUUUGUGGGGGCGUGUGUGGAAGCAGGUGGCGUGGUGAUACUGACGCCUUACUGUGCCAGAGGGUCACUUCAGGACGUGCUGCAAAAUGAUGACCUGCCCCUGGAUGAUCUUUUCGUGGCCUCUCUUAUUGCAGAUCUCAUUAAGGCUAUGACCUUCCUCCAUGACAGCGAGAUAGUGUCACAUGGAAGGCUGCGCUCCUCAAACUGCCUGGUCGACUCCCGCUGGGUGUUACAAGUGUCUGACUACGGCCUACACGAGUUCCAGGCCACAGCGGAGCAGGAGCUGGAUCCUAAGAAGAGGCUAUGGACUGCCCCGGAACUCCUGCAGGACCCCAGUGCGCAUCCUAGAGGCACACAGAAGGGGGAUGUGUUUUCCUUCGCUAUCAUCCUAUAUGAAGUGGUUGGGCGUCACGGGCCGUGGGGACACCUGCUGCAGAAGAUGGAAGCCCAGGAAAUCCUUCGUCAGGAGUGCGCGGAGGGACUGCGGCCGCCACUAGAAGGCGUGAGGGCGGCGGAGUACGUGAAGGCGUGUCUGAGAGAAUGCUGGAGUGCCACGCCCGAGGACAGACCGGAUUUCAAGGGCGUGAGACUCAAACUGAAGGAAAUGCAAGCUGGAUUGAAGCUGAACAUCGUGGACAACAUGCUGGCAAUGCUCGAGAAGUAUGCCUAUAACCUGGAGGGGAAGGUGCAAGAGAGAACCAAACAACUGCUGGAAGAGAAGAAGAAAACGGAGAUACUAUUACUCAGAAUGUUGCCAAAGUCGGUGGCGGAGUCGCUGAAGAGGGGAGAGCAGGUGCCGCCAGAGAGUUACGACAAUGUGACAAUAUAUUUCAGUGACAUCGUUGGCUUCACUUUGCUGUCGGCCCAGUCCACUCCUAUGCAGAUGGUGAACAUGUUAAACGAGUUAUAUACGUGUUUCGACGCCAUUAUAGGAGACUACGAUGUUUACAAGGUGGAGACGAUAGGGGACGCGUACAUGGUGGUGUCAGGAUUGCCAAUCAGUAACGGGGACAGACACGCGGCGGAGAUUGCGUCUAUGGCCCUUAAGCUCCUCUCCGCUGUGAAGGUCUUCCGCAUCAGACACAGGCCGGGCGACACUCUCAAACUGCGCAUUGGAAUUCAUAGCGGGCCUUGCGUGGCUGGGGUGGUGGGUUUGACAAUGCCUCGCUACUGUUUGUUCGGAGACACGGUGAACACAGCAUCGCGAAUGGAGUCGACGGGGGAACAACUACGCAUUCACACCUCACAGGCUCACAAGGACAUGCUAGACAAGCUGGGAGGAUACGUGCUGGUCAAGAGAGGGUUAAUCGUCGUGAAGGGCAAGGGGCAGAUGGUGACGUGGUGGUUAGUGGGGGAGGCCAAGGAUGUGGAGGAGACCCACAUCCCCUCCACAACCUCCACCACAACCACAGAAGAGUCAUUUACCACUACUACUACCACUACUACUACCACUACUACUACUGCUACUUCUACUGCUACAAUACCUACGACCCCAACAUUCAGAGGUAGAUUUAGUCCAUCCCCCACUACAUCACAUCCCUCGCAUUCACCCCCUCCAGUCAUCACCCCCACCUCUCGAGCCCUCACUCCAUCCUCCCCAACUCCACUCACCCCAAGAAACACGUCCCCAUCAACCCCAUCACCCCAGUAAGCUAGUCACCCUCCAUCAUCACCCCUCCUCAGUAUACACAUGAAAAGUACACACACAGUCGUCAUGUGCACACGUCAUAUCACCAAACGUACAUGUAUAUAAUGGUAUGUAGAUGUUUGUUUACGUACAUGAACGUGUGUGUGUGUGUGUGUGUGUGUGUGUGUGUGUGUGUGUGUGUGUGUGUGUGUGUGUGUGUGUGUGUGUGUGUGUGUGU
Molecule: messenger RNA, 5394 nt
Organism: Portunus trituberculatus (swimming crab)
Lineage: Eukaryota; Metazoa; Arthropoda; Malacostraca; Decapoda; Portunidae
Product: guanylate cyclase 32E-like
Exons: 23
Coding region: 1275-5180 (1301 amino acids)
Biological process (GO): protein phosphorylation; cGMP biosynthetic process; intracellular signal transduction
Molecular function (GO): ATP binding; protein kinase activity; peptide receptor activity
Source: RefSeq, a predicted model, not a curated record